GCAUGGGGGAUUCACCACUAAUUUCAUCCUCUUCCUUCUUUAAUGGCUUUAGUGAGGGGUAAGAGGCCUAGUUUUGAAGGUUUGUGGGAGAUGAGGGUGGUGUGCGGCUUGGAGUCCUUGACCUUGGUGAAGGGACUUUUGUGGCUGCUUACUAUCUUUAAAGGUUUGAUAUCUAGUUUUGAGGGUUUGUUGGAGAUGAAGGUGGCAAGUGGUGGGAUCUUUGUAUCUAUGGUCAAGUGUUCUUUAGGGCGGCUCGCUGGUGGUGAAGGUGGAGGCAUGAUACACAACGUCAAGUGCAUAGGUGUUGGGCUUGCUAGAAUUAGGCAACUUGGAAGCUGGGGCUUGUUUUGAGAUUUUGUUUCAUGGUGUUUGCGGUGGGGAUUAGUAUCCUACUAAGGCUCUGCUUCCUCAAGAAUUAUCAUUGGUGCUUGAUUUUAUGGUGUAAUGGGUUGCGUUGGAUGUGUGAUGAGUGUUUGGUUUGGAAUAACUUUGCUUUUUUAGGUAUGUCUUAAUAGGGAAAACUUGGAUGGUGGUUGGCUUUUUGGGAAGGAUUGAUUGGUAUACUAUGUAAGGGGUCUGUGUGGAGAUAGAUUUAGUUUAGGAUGGGGUCAAGAAUCCAAAGCUUGAUUGAAGGUGGUAUCAAUUGUGCGAGUUGUAUCAAUUCUUAGGACAUCUUCCUUUGGCAAGGGUCAUUAUGUUGUUAGUUUUUUGUAGAAUAUGGAGGAUCGGAAUAUGAAAAAUGUUUUGGUUGGUGCCCAAGGAUCAUAUCAUAGUAGAACAGAGGAGUUUGAUUCACAAUGUUUGUUUAAAAUUGUCUUGGGAAUGGUGGUUGUUACUAUAAUUCGAAAAUAUAUUGGGAUGUGGUUUAACCUCUUUUGUGUUAAGUGUGUUGUAAUAGUGUAAUUAAUGUUCAAGAGAUAA
Rubroshorea leprosula is the source of this 921-nucleotide messenger RNA. The record is from the annotation of a GenBank genome assembly. NCBI's taxonomy places the organism in Eukaryota, Viridiplantae, Streptophyta, Magnoliopsida, Malvales, Dipterocarpaceae.